Brassica rapa (field mustard) is the source of this 1138-nucleotide messenger RNA. RefSeq names its product partner of Y14 and mago. Gene Ontology annotation, biological process: exon-exon junction complex disassembly. The record is from RefSeq and is a predicted model, not a curated record. Lineage: Eukaryota; Viridiplantae; Streptophyta; Magnoliopsida; Brassicales; Brassicaceae. Gene Ontology annotation, molecular function: RNA binding. Gene Ontology annotation, cellular component: exon-exon junction complex; cytoplasm.
AAUGUUGGGCUUAGGUUGAACGCUAAAUUUUUGAUUUUUAGUCGACGUGUGACAUUGUCAACCCAGACAAUGAUGAUGUCAUCAACAAACUAAAUUAAAACUAAACCCUUUGGUCGGUCCAAAGACUAUUAACCUGUCGUAACUUUUUUUUUUUUCUUUUCUCAUAACCGCUUGCUUUUAACCGGGUUUGGGUUCUCCGGCGACGGCGAAAACCUGCAUCUCAUUAGAAAACGGAGAACUUGAUAGCUGGGAAAGAAGACAAGUGACGAGGGUGAUUGAAACAGAUGGGAAGCAGCAACAGAAUCGGGGAACAGAAAAAGCAAAUGGCUGAACUGAGCAAAAACCUUAAAGAAGGUGAGAGGAUUCUGGAGCCUACACGUAGACCUGAUGGUACUCUCCGCAAACCCAUCCGGAUUCGAGCUGGAUAUGUUCCUCAAGAUGAAGUUGUCGUUUAUCAGUCCAAAGGUUCUUUGAUGAAGAAGGAGCUGGCCUCACUAGGACCUCCAGGUUAUGAACCGGAUCCAACUCCUAAACCAAAGACCAAAGCUGCUAAGAAGAACGAACGUAAAAAAGAGAAGAGAUUACAGGCUGCUUUGCAAAAAGGUACCAGCUCUGAGGAUGGAUCAGCUAGUAGUAAUGUAGACAAAGAAGAAGCUGUUCCUGUUGUGACUCCAAGCAAUGGUUCCCAAUCUGUUAAUGUAUUGGUUUCUGGUUUGGAGGCUUUAGACGUUUCUUCAAAUAAGGAUGUAGCGUCUCUUACUUCGGAACUUGGAGAAGCACCCAAUCCAGGAACUGCAAGAGAAGACACUGAGAAAAGAAUACGUACACUUAAGAAGAAAAUCCGACUCACAGAAGCUCAACAGCAGAAGACUGCUCCCAAAGACCUAAAGCCGGAGCAAUUGGAGAAGUUCUCUAAGUUGGAGGAAUGGAGGCAAGAACUCAAGGCUUUGGAGGAUAAGGAGGCUUAGCUUUCUGCAUCAUCGACAUGAAUUGUCUAGCUUUCAGACAGGUUGUAGCUUUUCUCAUGAAUGAACAAAAGGUUGUUCUUAGAGCUUUUAUCAGAAAUCUGGUUAAAACCAACUUGGCGCAUUGCCUAAAUUCUGAAAAUUGAUGCCACUUUGUGUGAUUGUGUUUGGUU